Funneliformis caledonium is the source of this 840-nucleotide messenger RNA. Lineage: Eukaryota; Fungi; Glomeromycota; Glomeromycetes; Glomerales; Glomeraceae. The record is from the annotation of a GenBank genome assembly.
AUCUGCUGCUUUCUUUAGGGAACGUCAUUUGGCGCGUUCUUCUGAGCCGUCAUUACUUUAUGACAAGAUAAAACCUUCAGAAUAUCUUAGACAGGUCGAUCCGUUAAAUUUAAAUUCAGCGAGACUUGCUUCGAAUAUUAUCAGCUUAUUACCUUCAAAAAGAAUAAAAGUACACGGUCGUAAUUAUUUAUUGAACGCGAAUAAGCCGUUAUUAACAUAUUUUUCUACUUGUGGUUCAAAGAAAAAGGAUAAAAAGAUGGAUGAACAACUAGCUUCAGAAAUGGCAGCAGCGAGAGUUAAUGAUACCAUAAUUCGUACAGCUGAUCAAGGCUCUUCACUGAGUUUUAGUCCGGUUACGCCGGUUCCUCAAGUUAAAGGAGCGGAUUUAGAGAAUAAUAAACUCGAUUCAUUUCGUAGCUUUGUAGCUUCAAUAGUUGCCAAAUUUUCUGGGAAAUCGGCCGAUGAUAUUAUAGGGAUAUUAGAAGUCCCCAAAAAACCGGAAUUUGGUGAUAUUGCUAUCGCCAUCCCUAGAUUGCGUAUAAAGGGCAAUCCAGCACAAAUAGCACAAAAAUGGAUCAACAAAUUACUCCUUGCUAAUGUGCUUCUUGAUGAUAUAUAUAAACGAAAAGAAAAGUACGGAAAUAAUCAAUCAGGAAUUGGCAAAACAGCUCUUGUAGAGUUUAGCAGUCCCAAUAUCGCAAAGCCAUUUCAUGCUGGUCAUUUGCGCAGUACGAUCAUUGGCAACUUUGUCAAAAAUGUACAUGACGCAAAUGGUUGGAAAACAAUCGGUAUGAAUUAUCUUGGAGAUUGGGGUAAACAAUAUGGCCUUUUAGCUGUUGG